Saccharomyces cerevisiae S288C is the source of this 834-nucleotide messenger RNA. RefSeq lists its product as uncharacterized. Bases 1 to 834 code for a protein of 277 amino acids. Lineage: Eukaryota; Fungi; Ascomycota; Saccharomycetes; Saccharomycetales; Saccharomycetaceae. The record is from RefSeq and is marked reviewed. The transcript has a single exon.
AUGCAGUGUAACACAAGUAUAGAAGAUGGUUUAGAUGGGGGCGACAUAACUUUCCCAUCCUACAGCCCUGAAGCGGAGGCUCAAAACAGAUUCUUACCAAGAAGUGAGUUCCCCUCUGUGAGGCAACUCGUGAUUUCGAAACAAAAAAGCAGAAGAAGAAGAGAAGAAAAUGUAUUUGUGGGAAAAAUGGAGGACGUACUUGUAAAAUGGAGGCCACCUGCAUCUUCACAUCGUGGCGCAAUUGAAGCUAUUAAUGGCACGCAUCCAUAUCAGCUUAGCACAGCACAAUUCAACUCGAGAAGAUCGGAUCCAUUUGGUUCAACAAAGAGAGAUGAAUCCGUGCGUUCCAUUGUAGAAUCGUUUACCGAUUGGUGGAAACGCAAUUCCAAAAUGUUUUUUCGUGACGAGGAAGAAGGUGUACGAACCGAACACAGUGCGAGUCAAGAUGACCAAGAGUUGCAGCUUUUCGAAGAAGAUCUCUUCUCAUUUCACCUAAGCCCAAAUGAUAUGUCAACCAGGAACAGCGAACAUCAAGUGCAAACACCGGUGCUUUUCCCGUACGAAGCUCCUACUCGAACAAAACAAAACCCAGCAGAAAGAAAAGUCAUUGAAAUUGGGGACGGCGAAGAACUCUCUAUCUAUCGAGAUGUUUAUUCCAAUCCUAUUCCUGUCAGCUACCUAGAUACCUUAAACUUGAACCACUCCAUGUCUGUACGGCAAACACAACAGCAACAACAACAGCGGCAACAGCAGCAGUAUGUAGACUCUUCAUCGGCAUUUCAAUGCUGUACAGACUCCAAUUGGGCGAGAAUAUUUUUUUGCCACCACGAUUAG